This is a messenger RNA of Hyaloscypha bicolor E, 1120 nucleotides long. RefSeq names its product NAD(P)-binding protein. The record is from RefSeq and is a predicted model, not a curated record. NCBI's taxonomy places the organism in Eukaryota, Fungi, Ascomycota, Leotiomycetes, Helotiales, Hyaloscyphaceae. The transcript has 2 exons. Bases 1 to 1089 code for a protein of 362 amino acids.
AUGGCUUCUCAACAGGUCUCCAAAAUCUUCGUUAUUGGCGGCACUGGUGCUCAGGGCAUUCCCGUCAUCCGCGGCCUUGUUAAAGACAAGAAAUACUCAUGCCGUGUUCUCACUCGCGACACAACAUCCAAGCGUGCCCAAGAGCUCCUCUCACUCGGCAAUGUUGAGCUCAUGGAAGGCACGUUCGGUGACGAAUCGAAGCUCCAGCAAGGUUUCAGCGGUUGCGACGGUGCUUUCGUCAACAUUGAUGGAUUCAACACCGGUGAGAAGACGGAAAUGUACUGGGCUAUCCGCUCCUAUGAAAUUGCACUCGAGCAAGGGAUCAAGUUCUUUGUUUAUGGAAACUUAGAUUAUGCCUUGAAGAAGGGCGGAUACGACUCGAAGUUCCGGACAGGACAUUAUGAUGGCAAAGGGCGGAUCGGAGAAUGGAUUCUGUUCCAAAACCAGAAGAACAAGGAGCGCAUGGGAGCCGCGCUCUUUACAACUGGGCCAUACAUUGAAAUGACAAUUUCGAGUAUGACGGUCAUGACGCCAACGGUUGAGGACGGUGUCGUCACCUGGCGUGUGCCGUUGGGAAAGGGGUCAGUCGUGCAUGUUGCACUUGAUGACUGCGAGUACUAUGUUCGUUGGCUGUUCGAUCAUCCAGAGCGUGCGAGUGGUUUGGAUCUCGAAGUUGCAAUUGCGCCAAUCCCGUACGUUGAGCUUGCUGCCGCUUUCGAGAAAGUUACAGGCCAUCCUGCUCAAUACAUCGAUACGAGUCUUGAGGACUAUUGGAAGAUCAUGUUCAGAGAUCGUGCUGGCGAUAUACCAGCUGGGUACAAUGCUGACCCCAAGGACAAGAGCACAAUGAGUUUCAAAGAUAACUUUACUGGAUUUUGGAAUACAUGGAAAAAUGAUGUGAUUAAGAGGGAUUAUGCGUUGCUGGAUGAAAUUCAUCCGGACAGGAUCAAGAGUGCAGAGGAGUUUCUCAGGAAAGAGGAUCAGAAAGGGAGAGAAGCUGGGAAAGGAAGUCUCUGGGACAGGGUGCAGAAGGAAAAUCAGACGGCGAUCUUGAAGAUUGGUGAGGAUGGAAGGAAGGGGAAACUUUAAGCGAGGAACCGAAUGCAUGGCAGGGUGGAAG